AUGUUACGCUCAAAGACCGAAAAGAGAAACACAUCAGACAUCGAGCGCACGGCGCGGGAGUGCGCUGCGUGCCGCGCGGUCCGGCCCGCGCCGCUGCUCUCGUGGCCCUGGCCGGCCGAGCCGUGGUCGCGUCUCAACGUCGAUUACUUAGGACCGUUCAAUAACAAGCACACGCUCACCGCUCCGUACCAUCCCGCAAGCAACGGCGCGGCCGAGAAUGCCGUGCGGUCGGUAAAAAGAGCAUUAAAAACGGCUAUCGUCGAUAACGUAGACGAUGAUACCGCAUUGAGUAGAUUCCUAUUCACGUAUAGGAACACGGUGCACAGCACGACUGGUCGCGAGUCGGCCGUGGCACUGCUGGGGCGGCGGCUGCACGGGCGUCUCGACCUGCUGCGCCCCGACACGGAGGAGCUGGUCCGGGACCGGCAGCUCGUCAGUGAGCGGCGCCGCGACGCCCGUCCGCGGGGUGUCGCGGCCGGGGACGCCGUCCUGUUUAGAGAUUACUCCCGCCGAAACCGGAAAUGGUCCGAGGGCGUCGUACUCGACCGCGAGAGCCCGGUGUCGUAUGCGGUCAAAGCGGACGACGGUCAGGUGCAUAAGAGGCACAUCGACCGUUUAGUGGCUAAUAAAAGAUGUCCGUCGCGUUUUUCUUUGGCGAAAAUUAAAGCACCCGAUGUGCCAGAAGUGAAAGUCGAGGGGGAGGAUAGUGGAGAUGAAUACGAGGAGGCGUCCGCGUCCGGUGUCCGGUCCCCGCCCGUGUCCAAAUUGGCGAGGAACGACCUAGAUGAGGUCCUGUCACCUCCGGGAGAAUCUGAGGGUCGCACCCGACGGCAGGCGGCUUUGUAA
This is a messenger RNA of Aricia agestis (brown argus), 846 nucleotides long. RefSeq lists its product as uncharacterized. The transcript is spliced from 2 exons. Bases 1 to 846 code for a protein of 281 amino acids. NCBI's taxonomy places the organism in Eukaryota, Metazoa, Arthropoda, Insecta, Lepidoptera, Lycaenidae. The record is from RefSeq and is a predicted model, not a curated record. Gene Ontology annotation, molecular function: nucleic acid binding.